UGCGCCUAGUGACUGCUGGAAACAGGACCUGGGUUGAAAGCCGGCCGGGCGGGGGCCGGAGGGGCCGAGGGGCGGCCGCGGCGGGGGCGGAGGCCCACUCGGAUCUUUUGCAUAAAAGGGGCAGCGGGGCGCACGCUCCCCUCCCCGGUGCGGAGCUAGCUCUCGCCUCGGGAUCGUUGUUUUCUGCGCACCCCCUCCUCCGCCUCCGCGAGAUUCCCCAUGUUCCCCUUGCCCGGGCGGGUCCGGGGGGGGCCCGGGGCUGCCUCUGCGAGUCCAGCGGGGGACCCGGGCCGGGGCCCUGCCCGCGGCGCCUGCGAGGUCUCGACGAGGAGUGCGCCAGCGGAUCAAUGAGAGGAGGCUCAGAUGAGCCCCUGCUGACUUGAGAGAGACCAAGCCGAUUGCUGAGAGGAACUGGAAGAAGAAAGAGGAGGAGAAAAAAAACAAAACAAAACCUAAACUCAGUGAGACGCUUUCCCUCACCAUGAGUAGUGCUGUGUUAGUGACUCUCCUUCCAGAUCCCAGCAGCAGCUUCCGUGAGGAUGCUCCGCGGCCCCCGGUUCCGGGAGAAGAAGGGGAGACCCCACCGUGCCAGCCCAGUGUGGGCAAGGGCCAGUCCACCAAACCUAUGCCUGUCUCCUCUAAUGCUAGGCGGAAUGAGGAUGGGCUGGGGGAGCCCGAGGGGCGGGCCUCCCCUGAUUCCCCUCUGACCAGGUGGACCAAGUCCUUGCACUCCUUGUUGGGCGACCAGGAUGGUGCUUACCUCUUCCGGACUUUCCUGGAGAGGGAGAAAUGUGUGGAUACCCUGGACUUCUGGUUUGCCUGCAAUGGAUUCAGGCAGAUGAACUUGAAGGAUACCAAAACUCUGCGAGUAGCCAAAGCAAUCUAUAAGAGGUACAUUGAAAACAACAGCAUCGUCUCCAAGCAGCUGAAACCUGCCACCAAGACCUACAUCCGGGAUGGCAUCAAGAAGCAACAGAUCGACUCCAUCAUGUUUGACCAGGCGCAGACUGAGGUCCAGGCUGUGAUGGAGGAAAAUGCCUACCAGAUGUUUUUGACUUCGGACAUAUACCUCGAAUAUGUGAGGAGUGGGGGAGAGAACACAGCUUACAUGAGCAAUGCGGGACUGGGGAGCCUUAAGGUCCUGUGCGGCUACCUCCCCACCUUGAACGAAGAAGAGGAGUGGACUUGUGCCGACUUGAAGUGCAAACUUUCGCCCACCGUGGUUGGCUUGUCCAGCAAAACUCUGCGGGCCACAGCGAGCGUGAGGUCCACGGAAACCGUUGAGAAUGCAUUCAGGUCCUUCAAGAGAAACGACCCCGUUAACCCUUACCACGUAGGUUCCGGCUAUGUCUUUGCACCAGCCACCAGCGCCAACGACAGUGAGAUCUCCAGCGACGCUUUGACCGACGAUUCCAUGUCCAUGACGGACAGUAGCGUAGAUGGAAUCCCUCCGUAUCGCAUGGGGAGUAAGAAGCAGCUCCAGAGAGAGAUGCACCGCAGUGUGAAGGCCAAUGGCCAAGUGUCUCUACCUCAUUUUCCGAGAACCCACCGGCUGCCCAAGGAGAUGGCGCCUGUGGAGCCCGCCGCCUUCGCUGCAGAGCUCAUCUCCAGGCUGGAGAAGCUAAAGCUGGAGCUGGAGAGCCGCCACAGCUUAGAGGAGCGGCUGCAGCAGAUCCGGGAGGAUGAAGAAAAGGAGGGGUCUGAACAAGCACUGAGCUCACGGGAUGGAGCCCCGGCACAGCACCCUUUGGCCCUCCUACCCUCUGGCAGCUAUGAAGAGGACCCACAGACCAUCCUGGAUGACCACCUGUCCAGGGUCCUCAAGACCCCUGGCUGCCAGUCACCUGGCGUGGGCCGCUAUAGCCCCCGUUCCCGCUCCCCGGACCACCACCACCAUCACCGUCAGCCGUACCACUCCCCGCUACCGAUUGGGGGUAAGCUGCCCCCGGUGGCUGCUUGUCCACUCCUCGGAGGCAAGAGCUUCCUGACCAAGCAGACAACGAAGCAUGUUCACCACCACUAUAUCCAUCACCACGCUGUUCCCAAGACCAAGGAGGAGAUAGAGGCAGAAGCCACGCAGAGAGUACGCUGCCUUUGUCCUGGGGGUACCGAGUAUUACUGUUAUUCCAAAUGCAAGAGUCAUCCCAAGGCUGCAGAGCCCCUGCCUGGCGAGCAGUUUUGUAGCAGCAGAGGCAGUACCUUACCGAAACGAAAUCCGAAAGGCACAGAACCGGGUCUGGCCCUGCCGGCCAGGGAAGGAGGGCUGUCCAGUGGGCCUGGGGCCCCUCAGCUCCCUGGGGAGGAAGGAGACCGUUCACAGGAUGUCUGGCAGUGGAUGCUGGAGAGCGAAAGGCAGAGCAAGUCCAAGCCCCAUAGUGCCCAAAGCCUAAGAAAGAGCUACCCAUUGGAGUCUGCCCGCACAUCCCCAGGCGAACGAGUCAGCCGGCACCAUCUGUUGGGGGCCAACGGACACCCUCGCUCAGUGACCCGGACUCACCCGUUUACCCAGGACCCUGCAAUGCCUCCCCUAACCCCACCCAACACUUUGGCGCAGCUGGAGGAAGCCUGCCGCAGGCUGGCAGAGGUGUCAAAGCCCCAGAAGCAGCGGUGCUGUGUGGCCAGUCAGCAGAGGGACAGGAACCACUCAACCACUGGUCAGGCAGGAGCCACACCCUUCUCCAACCCAAGCCUGGCUCCAGCAGAUCACAAAGAGCCAAAGAAACUGGCAAGUGUCCACACGCUCCAGGCCAGCGAGCUGGUUGUCACCUACUUUUUCUGUGGAGAAGAAAUCCCAUACAGGAGGGUGCUGAAGGCCCAAACCUUGACACUGGGCUACUUCAAGGAGCAGCUCAGCAAAAAGGGAAAUUAUAGGUAUUACUUCAAAAAAGCCAGUGAUGAGUUUGCCUGUGGAGCAGUCUUCGAGGAGAUCUGGGACGACGAGACGGUGCUCCCCAUGUACGAAGGCAGGAUCCUGGGUAAAGUGGAGAGGAUCGAUUGAGCCCCGUGGACCCGAAGCUCAGAGACCUGGCUCAGCCCUGCGCCACAGCCACAGAGUAUUUUGAAGGAAAAUGAAACCAACGAAGAAGACGAAGUCGAGGGAAGAACUGGCCCCUGGGCCUCCAGGAGGGGUGGGGCGGUGGCUCCUUUUCAGUGUCCAGGAGCUGGGGACUGAGAUCAGAAAAACCCGAACUAUUUAUUCCAAACAUGACCACUCUGGGCUAUUGAAGAGGCUGACCGUGUUUGAGAGACUGCCAUACAUAAUAUAUGACUUCCUAGGGAUCUGAAAUUCAUAGGCUAAGAGAAAACUGUGUAUAGCUUGCCCAAACAGGAGUCCUUAUUGAUAUUUAUUGAACAGUCGAUACCCCCUCCUCCCCCCCCCCCCC
Molecule: messenger RNA, 3383 nt
Organism: Arvicola amphibius (Eurasian water vole)
Lineage: Eukaryota; Metazoa; Chordata; Mammalia; Rodentia; Cricetidae
Gene: Axin2
Product: axin 2
Exons: 11
Coding region: 482-2998 (838 amino acids)
Biological process (GO): negative regulation of canonical Wnt signaling pathway
Source: RefSeq, a predicted model, not a curated record